GUUAGCGGAAAAGCCCCGAUACAGUAACACAGAACCCCGUAACAGUCCCCAGAUAGCACACGCCUUAACACACACCUGCCCGCUUAGGGGAACGGUAAGUCACCGAGGCGACGGCCACCUUGUGCCGCAGCAAAGCGGAGCCUGGCGGGUCUGCGGCGACAGCUCGUCUCCUCCAACCUGCCGCAUACACUCCCGCUGAGUUUGGCAGGCUAGCCGCGCGCCCGGGGGAGGCUAAUAAAACUAUAACCAGCCCACUCUUCCCACUGGAGUCCGGCAGGUCUGGCUGGCGCUAUGCCCGCAGCGACUGUGGAUCACAGCCAAAGAAUAUGUGAGGUUUGGUCCACCAACCUGGAGGAGGAGCUGAAGAGGAUCCGACAGGUCAUCCGAAAGUACAACUAUAUAGCAAUGGACACGGAGUUUCCGGGUGUGGUAGCCAGACCGAUCGGCGAGUUCAGAAGCAACGCGGACUAUCAGUACCAGCUGCUGCGCUGCAACGUGGACCUGCUGAGGAUCAUCCAGCUGGGCCUCACGUUUAUGAACGAGCAGGGAGAAUACCCGCCAGGAACAUCCACUUGGCAGUUCAACUUUAAGUUCAACCUCACAGAAGAUAUGUAUGCACAGGACUCCAUUGAGCUUCUGACCACUUCAGGGAUUCAGUUCAAGAAGCACGAGGAGGAAGGCAUCGAGACGCUGUACUUCGCCGAGCUGCUGAUGACGUCCGGGGUGGUGCUGUGCGAUGGAGUCAAGUGGCUGUCUUUCCAUAGCGGCUAUGACUUCGGAUACCUGAUCAAGAUCCUGUCAAACGCCAACCUGCCUGAGGAGGAGGUGGACUUCUUUGAGAUCCUCCGCUUGUACUUCCCGGUCAUCUACGAUGUCAAGUACCUCAUGAAGAGCUGCAAGAACCUGAAGGGCGGGCUGCAGGAAGUAGCUGAGCAGCUGGAGCUGGAGAGGAUUGGACCGCAGCACCAGGCUGGCUCGGACUCUUUACUCACAGGGAUGGCCUUCUUCAAAAUGAGAGAGAUGUUCUUUGAGGAUCACAUCGAUGAUGCGAAGUACUGCGGUCACCUGUACGGGCUGAGCUCGGGCUCCAUUUACGUGCAGAACGGGACGGGAAACGCUUACGAGGAGGAGGCCAACAAGCAGCAGUCGUGACAUCGCUCUCAACCCGCCUGCCACCCCUGCAACUCGCACGGCUCCGAGGCCCCGGCCGCUUCGCCUGCAGCCACGACGGAGGAGCAAAACACCAACUUACAUAUGCAUUACUUAGCGAGCUGUUUUUCAUUGGCUGUCGCCCACCUUAGACGAGCAAACAUGACGGCGACGAAGCAUCCCGGCCGUCCUCAUCCACGCCGCGAGCUGCAUGCGUGUGAGUUUAGUGUUUUAGUCCUGCAAGGCAGCGUAGACGACGUGGGUGGUUCAGUUAAACAUGCCUGAAAAGAUGCAAUUUUUUUUUUUUUUUUAGUUUUCCUGAGGUGUUCUGUAGACCUGUUUUGCACUUUAAAAGCUCUAACCUGAUUUUAUAGGGAAAGCUGAACACGUUUGCGGUGUGCGUCUGUCUCUCUCCUCUCUCUGCUGCCUUCUGUGUUACUGUUUUACAUUGUGAACAUGUCCGAAGUCUAACCACCACCACAAAAAAAAAAAAGCAGCUCUCACCACGCUCAGCCUUAAUAUUAGCUGCAUUCUUCUCUUUUAAAACUUUUAAUUUAUUGUGCUGGCCGCGCGACGUCGCCCAGUCACCCGAUUCGACACUAAGACCCGACUCUUUUUGUUCAUUUGUUCGUGUGGAGAGGAUGUUUGGAACGACCCGGAUAAGCCUCCGAGCUCACUGUGAGAAGCGUGGCCUCGGUGCCGACCGGGCCGGGGGAACAGAGUCGUUUCCUUCCUCCUCCGUUCUUGUGUUCAGAUCUGUCACAUGCUGUCAUGUAAGUGGUGCGUAUCCAGGCGCACGCAGAUGCUUUUCCUUAGGAGUGUGUGUCAUUUCUGUGUGAACGCUCUCGCUGACGGAUGCACACACGGUCAGAUGCAUGAGCUUUGUACGAUCAGCCAGUGACACAGUAGCUUUCUUUUUCUUUUUUUUUUGGAUUAAACAAAGCAGCUGUAGGACCUGCUGACAUCAACCUGAA
Molecule: messenger RNA, 2123 nt
Organism: Fundulus heteroclitus (mummichog)
Lineage: Eukaryota; Metazoa; Chordata; Actinopteri; Cyprinodontiformes; Fundulidae
Gene: cnot7
Product: CCR4-NOT transcription complex, subunit 7
Exons: 7
Coding region: 292-1152 (286 amino acids)
Cellular component (GO): CCR4-NOT core complex; CCR4-NOT complex; P-body
Molecular function (GO): poly(A)-specific ribonuclease activity; nucleic acid binding
Source: RefSeq, a predicted model, not a curated record